Ceraceosorus guamensis is the source of this 1623-nucleotide messenger RNA. Its product is annotated as HECT-domain-containing protein. The record is from RefSeq and is a predicted model, not a curated record. NCBI's taxonomy places the organism in Eukaryota, Fungi, Basidiomycota, Exobasidiomycetes, Ceraceosorales, Ceraceosoraceae. Gene Ontology annotation, molecular function: ubiquitin-protein transferase activity. Gene Ontology annotation, biological process: protein polyubiquitination; positive regulation of protein catabolic process; proteasome-mediated ubiquitin-dependent protein catabolic process. The transcript has 4 exons. Bases 1 to 1623 code for a protein of 540 amino acids.
AUGAGCAUCCUGUCGCGGACUUCGCAAAAGGGCAAAGCAAAGGAUAAGGAAGCGAAGAAACCUAGUCCUGAGGAUGAGGAGGCCUUGGCUAAGAUCUACGAGGGUUUCGACUUUGAAGAGUUGUGGAAGAAGCUGAGCGAAGCGCUUGACAGGCUCAAAGGGGACGCUGGAGCUGCGCAGGUGCUUUUGCCGCUGAUAGAGAGUCUGAUGGUGAUUUCGAAACAUGUGGCCACGCCCGAGUCUGCCGCAGUGGUGGAAGCGAGAGCAGCAGCGGGAUCAGCGGCGGUCUCAGCUCGAGGGUCUGUGUCUCCUACCUUGGAGCGACCCUCGGCCCUCUCUCGCACAAAGCGAGAAGUGCUGCGGGACAACUUCUUCUCCUUCACCGAGAGGCAUCGCAAGAUCCUCAAUGUCAUGGUGCGGCAGAACCCUACCCUGAUGUCGGGAAGCUUCUCGUUGCUCGUCAAUAAUCCCAAGGUGCUGGAUUUCGACAACAAGAGGAAUUACUUCUCUCAGCAGUUGCAGAAGGGUAGGAGGGAGCACAUGACGCCUUUGAGCUUAAGUGUGCGCAGACAGUACGUUUUUGAGGACAGCUUCUGGUUCUUUAGACGACAUUCUGGAACCGAGAUCAAGCAUGGCAAGCUUAACGUGCGCUUCUACAACGAGGAAGGCAUCGAUGCGGGUGGUGUUACCAGAGAAUGGUUCCAAGUGCUUGCCAGGGCGAUGUUCAAUCCGGACUAUGCACUCUUUGCCCCUUGCGCGGCUGACCGGACGACGUAUCAGCCAAAUCGCAUGAGCGCAGUCAAUCCGGACCACCUGGCGUUUUUCACUUUCAUAGGCCGAGUCAUUGGUAAAGCCAUCUACGACGGAAGGUUACUGGACGCCUACUUUACUCGAUCGUUCUACAAGCACAUCCUUAACAAGCCAGUGGACUAUCGGGAUUUGGAGAGCGUCGAUCCUGAAUACUACAAAAGUCUGGAAUGGAUGCUAGAGAAUGACAUUACGGAUAUCUUGGACUUGAACUUUUCAGUUGAUGCGGACGAUUUCGGCGAGACGAAGCAGAUCGAAUUGAAGGAGGGAGGUGCAGCUAUUCCCGUGACCGAGGCGAACAAGGUGGAAUACGUGAGACUCGUGACAGAGCAGCGCCUCACGCUGUCCAUUCGCAAGCAGAUUGACGCUUUCUUGCAAGGUUUCAACGAGAUUAUUCCGCCUGAGCUGAUUCGUAUCUUCAGCGAACAAGAGCUGGAGCUCCUCAUUUCGGGUCUUCCAGACAUAGAUGUGGACGCUUGGAAGAACAACACGGACCUUCACGGAUACACGAACAGCGAUGCUGUUAUCCAGUGGUGGUGGCGAGCUGUCAGGUCUUUUGAUCAGACCGAAAAAGCCAAAUUGCUGCAGUUCAUCACUGGUACUAGCAAAGUACCAUUGGAGGGCUUCGCUCACUUGCAAGGUGUCCAGGGCACCCAGAAAUUCAACAUACACAAAGCAUAUGGUGCAGAUAGGUUACCUGCAGCCCACACUUGCUUCAAUCAGCUUGAUCUGCCUCAGUACGAUAGCUACGAAAAGCUCAGAUCUCAGCUGCUUGUCGCCAUGAACGAAGGCGGAGAGGGCUUCGGCUUCGCAUGA